Molecule: messenger RNA, 2242 nt
Organism: Alternaria alternata
Lineage: Eukaryota; Fungi; Ascomycota; Dothideomycetes; Pleosporales; Pleosporaceae
Product: F-box/TPR repeat-containing protein pof3
Exons: 2
Coding region: 353-2101 (582 amino acids)
Molecular function (GO): Hsp90 protein binding
Source: RefSeq, a predicted model, not a curated record
GGCCAGUGCGCACAAGCCGCCCUGGCCAUUUUAGCGCGAUGGGUCUACGACGCGUCGCCAGUACUUCAGCACAUCACUUACGCGUUUCGACACCGCAACUGGUACAUCACGUUUUCCACACGAAAGACCUACGGAUAGAAACGACCUACAAAUUUCCGAAGAAUAUCCAUUUCCUUUUUUCAGAACGAUUAAUUUCGUGAAUGCGCGGCCUUGCCGGACGAUCUCUGCGCAACUAGACAAUUUACCCUGGGUUUGACUAUUGCUGUGCUAUAAGCCCACUUCGCUUUGCGCGAUCAGAAUAGCCAUUUACGGUCCAACAUCGGCCUACUUGGGAUACAUUUCUCUGACCAUCAUGGCUCGCACAAUGCUACCAGAAGAGUACCAGGAAAUUGGUCGCAGCUACUAUAAGCUCAAGCAGUAUGAAAAGGCCUUGGAAACAUUCUCAAAAGGCAUCGAGUCCUGCCCAACCGCAGAAUUGUAUGAUCAUCGGGCUGCUACGUACGAUAAACUAGGCAAUUUUAAUGCUGCUGUCAAAGACGGCCGAGAGAUGAUCAGGUUGAACAAGAAGGACGUCAAAGGAUAUUUGCGCACGGCAAGUGUGCUAGAGAAGAUGGAAAAGCCCGAGACAGCCCUUGGGAUCUAUAAGUAUGGUAUGAAGAAUGUGCCAGUUAGCGACAAGAACUUCAAGCUAUUGCAACAACUCCACGACAAGCAAACACGCAAACUAUCACCUGCAUCAGCCAUCGACCCAUUGACAGUCUUGCCUGCUGAGUUAGCGGAGAUGGUACUGGAAUAUUGUUCUUUCCGCCACAUGGUCAAUUGCAUGCGCGUCAGCAAAGGCUGGCGGGACUAUCUCUCUAAGCUGCCCAAGCUUUGGAUGCACCUCGAUCUUUCCGGUGCUCGCAGACCCGUUCCCCGCUCCUUUAUCAAUAUCGCUUUCAAACGCUCAGAGUUCCGCAUGACACGCGUCACUGUGCAUCGCUUCGAACAUUUGGACGUCAUCAAGAACCUUGCGAAGGCCGCCAAGGACCUUUCAGAAAUGGAGCUCAUCUCUCUACCACAUACCAUGCCGGCUAUGUUACUCGAUAUUGUCAAGGGUGCUCCAAAUCUAAAGACGCUCAUCAUACAUCCGGAGAUUCGCGGGGUAUCUGCUGUGGAGAUAAUGCAUGCUCGACCUGCGCUGGAGCACCUAGUCCUCAACUCAACGAGGGGAGUGGCAAGCUCGUCAAGUGGCUUGGGAUCCGCCACUAACUGGGCAAUCUCAUUUGGAAACCUCCGAACACUUAGCAUACACUGGAGUCAUCAGAUCAUGGCGACUCAUUUCGGACUCACCGAAUUGCUGAGCCGUACACCAUGCCUUGAAAACUUGUCACUCUCCAACAUGGAAGGCUUUCAAUUCGGACAAGGGUGGCCCAGAGAAGUGACACAGCUGCCGCCGCUAAAGAGUCUAGUGUUGAAACGGGUGGACCUUCAAGGCUUCCCAUUGCUGCCACCAACACUACAGCGACUUGUUCUUGACAACAAUGGCAGCCACGGGAGCUUGAAUUUAACAGACUUUGGGAGCUUGAAGCAGUGCUGUGUCCCAGAGCUUACAGACUUGACCAUAUCUGGCUUCGACGGCCUCAAUGCAAAUGCGAACGGAAUAGAAAUUCUACUAGAAUGCGGUAUGCAAAACGGCGAAACGCAUAAAUGCUUGUCGGAGAAAGCCGUUCAUUCAUUGUCACUACACGGCUUACUCGAUGACAACAGCCGAUUGUUUACUCCGCUGAGUCAAAACUCGAUAUUAGGUCAAUCACCGCGGAUUCUCACACCAGCGCUUGAGUCCUUGGAUAUAUCUACCAUGCAAUGCGACGACGAUGAAAUCGAGGCACUUCUCACCUAUAAGACGGGACUCAAGACGAUCGACUUGUCUCAUACUAAUAUCACAGGAGCGUCCAUCAAGAUGCUGGCGGAUAGGCUUCCAACGCUGCAGAGCAUCAAAGCGAAUAAUUGUACCAAGAUCAAUGGGCGGGAUGCUAUUCAUUACGCAGAACGAAAGGGGAUAUCAGUAAGUUGCCAGAUGCUAGAGCAGAAAGGCGGACGAAGAAUUCGAUAUGGCUAGUGGACCGAGCCAAAGUAGCGGAAGUAGAACUUGAUGUAUCUAUAUAGCGGUAUAAUACUUAUGCAAUCAUGUUAUCGUGAGUGCGUGCCAUCAAAAAAAAGGACCAUGAACUCAAACACCGUCCCCAGAAUCUCUGCGCGC